AUGGGUCAGAUGGAAAUCCAGCAGGUUUCUAUCGUGGCUCAAAGAACAGUUGAUUGGAAGGAAUUCGUGCAAAGAUCUCACCCCAACUCGAUGGAGGAUUAUGGCGGAGUGAAGACUGUUGGAUUGCGCGAUGAAGUCUCAGUAGAGACAAGAGGCUCAUCGGAGUUGGAGGAUGGUGAACCGAGGACUUGUUCGCACAAUGCGCCAGUCUUCACUUCGCGGCUCAGAACUGUCGAGGAGGCAGGGAAAGAGCAAGAAGACGGAAUAGGCCCGUCGUUAAGGCGAACAAGUCAAGUAGCCGAGCCGUUGACGCUGUCAUGGCUAAGGUUGCCUCUUCGUCUACAAACACGAUCUCUGACGGUACGGUUGGAACGACCGUCGUAUUCAAAUUAUGUACGGGGAAGGUAG
Molecule: messenger RNA, 408 nt
Organism: Protopolystoma xenopodis
Lineage: Eukaryota; Metazoa; Platyhelminthes; Monogenea; Polystomatidea; Polystomatidae
Source: the annotation of a GenBank genome assembly